Lecanosticta acicola is the source of this 1791-nucleotide messenger RNA. Lineage: Eukaryota; Fungi; Ascomycota; Dothideomycetes; Mycosphaerellales; Mycosphaerellaceae. The record is from the annotation of a GenBank genome assembly.
AUGGCCAUCAUGGCAGCUGAUACCAACACUGAUGCAGUGCGAAACGUACUCCGCCUCUCUACCAUCUUCUCUCUGCUAGGCUUUGUUACUCUGAUUGUAUAUAUCUUAUCACGAGCCGCAUAUAAUAUCCUCUUCCACCCACUUCGCUCAUAUCCCGGCCCACUCUCAUGGACGCUCAGCAGUAUCCCACUUGACUACCAUACCUGGAGGGGCACCGCGAACCGCCAGAUCUUACGCCUGCACCAGGAGCACGGCCCUGUCGUCCGCCUCUCUCCCAACGAGCUCAGCUACGCCGAUGCUCAGAUCUGGAAAGAUGUAUGGGCCGCGAGAAACCCGGAAUUCCCCAAGCGUCGCACACCGAUGCCUCCGAACGGAUCCUAUAGCAUUCUGAAUGCGCCCAAGGACCAUCACGCGAGAUUCCGCCGGCUGUUGGCGCAUGCCUUUUCGGAAAGGGGACUUCGGGAUCAGGAGCCACGGAUCAAGCAGUACGUAGACUUGCUCGUCGAGCGCUUGCAGGAGGUCGCGCGGACCGGGCAGAGCACCGACAUUGUCGACUGGUACACUCGCACGGUCUUUGACGUGAUUGGAGAUCUUGCAUGGGGAGGGUCAUUCGAUGGAGUACGAAACCGCUCGACGCACGACUGGAUCCCGGCCAUCCUCGCCAAUGUCAAAUACGUCUUGCAAGGGAGCAUCCUCUCGCGCUGGGUAAGCAGACCUAAUUCACAGUCUGGAGAGGGAAGACCUGCCCAAUUGACGUACCUUGCAGCAUCUGGAUCGCCUCAAGACCUACCUGCUGGACCAGAAGGUGGUCGAGCAGCGCAUGAAGAAUUACUCUCUCUCCACCGAGAAGACCAAGAGGAGGGCCCAAUACGGCGGCGAGCCUCGUGGAGACUUUUUCGAUCGCGUUCUCAUCAAGUCAGCGGACGACAACAAGACUGGAGAGGGAAUGUCGCUUGAUGAAGUAAGCAAACCGAUACGUGAAAGCCAUCACUUUCAAUUGUUUGAGGUAUGCCGAUGCUUACCGUCCGCCUAGAUGGUCAACAAUACCAGUGUCCUAGUCCUAGGAGGUGCCGAGACGAGCGCUACAACACUGAGUGGAACGACGUGGUUGUUACUCAACAACCCCGCCGCGAUGGAAAAGCUGCAGCAGGAGAUCAGAUCGGCAUUCAAGUCUAGCGACGAUAUAGGUUUGUCCUGGCGAACCUCCUACGCCGAGAAAGUAUGUGGUGUCUGUCUGACCAGCUUACAGAUCUCUUCUCUGUCAAUCGUCUCAGCUACAUGCUCGCCGUCCUCGACGAGACCAUGAGAAUGUACUCUCCAGUGCCGGACCCAGCUCAGCGCGUAGUCCCAGCGGGAGGCGGUGCAAUCAAUGGCAAAUAUCUACCAGAAGGAGUACGUUGCUCUCCCGUCACCACAUCGAAUUGCAAGGCUAACAGCCCCGCGUCGUCCCAGACCGUAAUCCAUGGUCACUCCUACGCGGCCGGCUACCUUGAAUCGAACUUCCAUCGUCCGAAUGACUUUGUACCCGAGCGAUGGCUCUCCGACGCCCCUCCCGAGUUUGCUGAUGACAACAAAGGCGCCUUUCAGCCUUUCGCUGCCGGGAAUCGAAAUUGCAUCGGGAAGAAUCUGGCGUACGCAGACAUGCGACUCAUUUUGGCCAAAGUGUUGUAUAGCUUUGAUCUGGAACUCGACCGGGAGCAGAAUAGGGGCGAUUGGAUGGAGGAGCAGAAGGCAUACGCGGUGUGGUUCAAGGGAUCGCUGCAUGUGAAGCUCACUCCAGCAAAGCACUAG